AUGAGUGGAAGUCCAACACCUGAAGCUAGUGAAAAAAGCAAAAGUGCUACUGAUCAAUUAUCAGAAAAUGUUGCUGAAUUAUAUUUGGAGUCUUUCUCAUUUACAACAGCUGCCGCAAUUAUAGGUUAUGUUGAUAGAAAAGUUUGCGUUACAUUGACUGAUGGUCGUCAUUUAUUCGGUGUUUUGAGAACAUUUGAUCAAUAUGGUAAAAUAUAUUUAUCAGAUAAUAGAUAUGGUGAAGAAUAUGUUGGUGUAUUAUUAAUUCGUGGUGAAAAUAUUGUUAUAAUAGGUGAUGUUGAUAUUGAUAAAGAAGAUGAACCAUUAUCAAGAUUAACAAGAAUACCAUUUCCAGAUGCUAAACAAUUACAAAAACAAUCACAAGAUCAAGCACUUGUAGAUGGUAAGAAGAAGACAAAAAAAUUGCAUAAACAAGGGUUAGUUAAUGAUCAUGUAUCUGUAUUUUAA
This is a messenger RNA of Hansenula ciferrii, 465 nucleotides long. It is a transcript of the gene LSM1, whose product is annotated as Lsm1p. Gene Ontology annotation, biological process: deadenylation-dependent decapping of nuclear-transcribed mRNA. Gene Ontology annotation, molecular function: RNA cap binding. The transcript has 3 exons. The coding region runs from base 1 to 465 and encodes 154 amino acids. The record is from RefSeq and is a predicted model, not a curated record. Gene Ontology annotation, cellular component: P-body; Lsm1-7-Pat1 complex. Lineage: Eukaryota; Fungi; Ascomycota; Saccharomycetes; Phaffomycetales; Wickerhamomycetaceae.